CUUCAGUCGAGAGCGAACCGUAGAACGACAUGCAUAACACAUGAGAGUGUUUCGCGCUGUUGUGCUGUGCAGUGAUCGUGCUAGUUUUUCUGACUGGUUACUGUAGUAUAAUAUAGUGAGGAGUGAGUGGACAUCGUCGUCCUAGUCCUAGUCCCGGUGUGAAUAGUGCAGGGUAGAAGAGGGGUGGAGUUGGUGGCGAAUGGCCGCGAGCACCUACAUGCCCGCUAGUAGUGCGGUCUCGGCCGAUCUCGACCCGUCCGCAGUCGGAGUCAUGAACAUAGUGAACGCCAGCGGAGGCGGCGGAGGCGGCUACCACACCAGUCCCUCACCGCAGCGCGCCGAAGGCGAAAUGAAGUACAUACCACCCAACGGACACCAGCACCACCACCAUCACCACCAUGGUCACCACGGCCAGCAUCCGCACCAGUCACCGUCACCCAACUCGCAUCCGCACCACCCGGCCGCAGCUGCCGCUGUCAGCCUCUCACACAACCCUUGGGUGAGUUUGCAGCCCGGAGCAGCAGCCGCCGAUCCAUGGGCAGCAUCCAUGGGCAUCCACAGCCACCACAGCCACCACCACACCCACCCGCAUCAGUCCACCACCGUCGACAUCAAGCCACCUGACAUGCACCGGCAACACCAGACACCACCCGGCGCCGCCAUGGCAUCCUGGCAUGCUCCUGUCGUCUCCUCUGCCCACUACAUCCCCACGGGGUCCAACAAUGGAGCUCCGUCACCCCUCAACCACUACCACGCCGCCAUGAACGGCAUGUUGGCCCACCAUCACCAGCCUAACCCGCAGCUCCACCACACGCUGCGUGACAUGCAGAACCACAGUCCAUCCUCCUACAACCACCAACACCCGGGCGACGCACCGUCAGGUGGCGAGGAGGACGCACCCACCUCUGACGACCUCGAAGCCUUCGCUAAGCAAUUCAAGCAACGCCGCAUCAAGCUCGGUUUCACACAAGCUGAUGUCGGCCUAGCUCUGGGCACACUCUAUGGCAAUGUCUUCUCACAAACAACAAUCUGCAGGUUCGAAGCCCUGCAACUCAGCUUCAAAAACAUGUGCAAGUUGAAGCCUUUACUACAGAAAUGGUUGGAGGAAGCGGAUUCCACAACAGGGUCGCCGACAAGCAUCGACAAGAUAGCGGCACAGGGCCGCAAGCGGAAGAAGCGCACCAGCAUCGAGGUGUCGGUGAAGGGUGCGCUCGAGCAGCACUUCCACAAACAACCCAAGCCCUCCGCACAGGAGAUAUCCAACCUGGCCGACAGCUUACAGCUGGAGAAGGAGGUUGUGAGGGUGUGGUUCUGCAACAGGCGACAGAAGGAGAAGAGGAUGACGCCACCGAAUACGCUGGGUGGCCCUCAGGACGGCAUGAUGGACGGCAGCCAGAUGGGAGGCCCCCAUGGCAUGCACCAGGGCUACCAUCACCAGGACAUGCACGGCUCCCCCAUGGGCCCACACUCUCACUCGCAUAGUCCACCCAUGCUGUCUCCCCAGACCAUGCCCACACAUCAGUCGUUAGCUGCACACUAACGUUUAGCCCAGUGGGAGAUUGAAUACUCGAGACACUUCUCCAAGAUGCAGAGGGAGUACGUCUAGGACUUAUGCCACAACAUCAGCUGCUGAUCAUCGCUCGUCCGUCACCAAAACAAACGCCGAGUCAACUAAACAAUCAGGUGACGAUGAACCAGUGAUGUGUAUCAGAUCCCAUUGCUGUCUAGAGAUAGUAAUAAUCGAGAAGGACAAUUUUCAAUUUCCUACUGUGCUAGAGACUGAUGUGAACCCGGUGCGCGGGUCACACCCCAAAGACAUUUACUAGGUUAGGACAACUUCUCUGAGCGGCUGCUACUGAGAUAGUGGUGUUGUGAUUCCCGUAUAGUUUAUAAGUUUCUCACACAAAAAUGAACUCAAAUAAAUCUCUACUGUGUGUUACCCUCAUGAACAACAGAACACCGGUAACACACUGUAACCACGUUGAUUUCGAAAUAGUGUACAAGUCAAACAGAAUAAUUUGAAAGAACUAAUUCCUACGCUUUCGAAACAACUCAGAGGACCCCUGUUCAACUUUCAUCACAUUCCAAAUAAUUUUGAAUGUUAAUAUAUUAUUUUCAUCUACGAAUCGUCGUGUAUAAGCUGUGAAUAUGUUUGUAAUUAUGUAAAUACUGUAUGUAGAGAAACCGGCACUUGUAGGAACGAUGAUAAAUGAUAGAAGAAACUUUUAUUUAUGAGUGGAUUUUGGAGCAACGUGAUUGUUUCAAGAACGAAACAAUGAUUGACUUUCAACAAUGAUUGACUUAGUGGUUAUCGCCGAGCCAAGGAUUGGAAACCCUCAAUGAUUGAGUAACCGUACUGUCUUCAGUGAACGACCAACAGUCCAUCAGAGAGAGAGAGUAUGCUGAAUGAAUCCCACCGCCCGUCUCGUAUCGUGAGUGUUUAGUGUUUACAUUCUUGCUGAGUUUCUACAAAAGUGCUCCAAGACCUUCGAUUUGAAUCCAUGUGGAAUCAUCAGCUUAUUUGCAAAGGUAGGACCAUCACAACUACCUCUAGCUUUCAUUUACUUCCCAAAUGUGAACAUGAACUCAUAGAUUUGGAAUUCUAGUACUAUCAGACUCAAUGUUGUUUUAUUUUGUGGAAAUAAUUUUGUUACUACCCAAAACAUGUAGCAGCAUAAUUCCCUUUACAAAAGCAAUGCUUCAGUACAAAUUUGAAUUUGAAUAACAAGAUAAAUUAUUUUAAAUAAAUGCAUAUUAAAUUAUUCAUCACUUGGAAAACGAAUUCAAAUUAAUUCAAUUAUGCAUAAAAGUUUAUUAUGCUAGGUAACCCUAAUCCAGUACACUGAACCAAUUACAAUUUAGCCUAUCAUCACUCUAAUUGAUUAUAGAGAUUGAUAAAAACAUAAGGCUUGCUAGAUUUUCUUUCCAAUUUAAAACAUCAUCUUGAAGUAAAUUGCCUCAUAGGGAUUGAACAGAAUAGAUGCAUUUUCAAAAUUUGUUACAAAAUAAAAUAACUUCAUAUCCUAAAACACAAUAUCAUUCCAGAUUGUUAUAUAGGAACUGAGUUCCUGAGAUCUCUAUAAAACUCAAAUGCUUUCUUGCGUUCAUGAAAACUCAAACUUUGAAAAUUUCAAAGGGAACAUUCAACAACAUUGUUUCCAAUAUCAUAUCAUAAAAUUGGAUAAUACUAAUAUUUCGGAUAGGGUCUAUAGAAUUAACAAUUAAUAGCUCUUAAUGUUUUUAUCAGUUGAAAUAUUUUGGAAGACGGUUAAAGAAUGUCUCAUGAACAAAUUACUUGAAUCAAAAUAAACAAGAUUUUUCAUUCCUGUUAGACUUGAAUACAAGAAUUGAAAAGAGUUACAUACAGGUUGGUGAUUCUGUUCUCUAUGAUUAUUUUCAACUAGAAGUAAAGUCUUAGUAAUCCGUUAUUUUUUGGGUAAAAAUAUCAAUCAAAAUAUUAUUAUUUCAGUUUACAAAAUAAUUUAAAAUUCUGUUGAGCAAUCUUGUUGAAUGUUUUCAUGGAGUUGACAUGCUUCUGAAGGUUUAUGCUUAUAAAUUGAAUACAUUUUGAAGCUCCCAUAAAAAACUCUUUCAGCCUAAAUCAGCACUAUAAAUCUAAUCUGAUAUCUUAAUAUCAAUUUGAAGCAUCAGCAAUACGUAUGUCAGAAAAACUUCAUGGAAAGCAUAAAUGUGGAGAGUAAAAGAAGAAAGAGAAUACAAAUGCUUGAAUUUUCUCCCUGGUUAAAGUAACAACUAAGAGCGGAAAUCCAGGGUUCAACUACUAGAAUAUAAUAAUACAGUAAUAUCAACAGUAACGAGUAUCGAUUCAUAUAAGAACGAUCCUAGGCUGCAUAACUAGUAAAACUGAAUUUUAGGUUAUCUAUGACAAAAUUGUAUACCAUAUUCAGAAAAAUCAAUUCCAAUUAAACUAUCUGCUCUUCCUUCAACUGUCCACUUCCCUGAUUUUAUUAAAAAAAUAAUUCCUAUAUUAAUUAAGUUGAACAAAAAUGAAUAAUCGCUACCCAUUAUCCUUAAUAUUGAUAAGAAACGCCUGAAAUUGAUGCCGGUUAUUUUCAAUUCUCUAUCUUAUAUCAGUCAUUCUAACUUUGUUGAUUGUUUAUUAUUAUUCCAUUUUAAAGAGUAAAAUCGUAUAUACAAAUAUUGACAAUUGGAGAGAGAUGAAAUUUAACAUAAGACAGGUCGAAACAUCAUUGCUGAUGCUUCUUGAUGAUGUAAAAAAAUUGAAGAUACAAGUAAUUCAAAAUUUGAUCUCUAGAUCACUAUAUUAUUAUAUUCCCCACUAUAGAUCACUUAUUAUUCCCCACUAUAUUCUAUCUCUAUAGAUCACUAUAUUCCCCAUAGAAAUCCCAAUAUUUCUGAAUUUGAAAUGAAUCAGAUCUGAACAAAAAUACUUUGAGAGCUUGAGAAUUAAUUGAUAAUUCAACAAUCAAAUAUUUCCAAUGUGGAAAUUCUUUUCAAUUCUAAAUUUUCUGUUGCACACAAAACUUACAAUCCUCAUUUUUCUCCAUUUCCAUGUUAAAAAUUCUCUCUGAAUCAGUUAAAAAAUUUGUUGAAUUGACAAGUUAACAUCAAUACUUUGGUUGAAAUUGCAUGUCCCAAAUACAUGUUAUUCAUUCUUAAAUUAUAUUUCGUAAUUUUAUAUGGACAAACUUUUGAAAACAAGUGAUGAAGAGUGAUUAAUACAAUAUCAGUGACAUUCAAAGACACGUAAAUUCCACUAUGAAGCAUUAUCGAGCAUGUGAAUAAUAUGAACGAUGAUUUUUAGAAGUUACUCAGACAAGAAAAGAUUAUAACAUUGUAAAGUUGUAUUGAUUUUUUUUAAUGUUAAAGUCAAAUGAGGGUUCAAACUGUGUAAAUUUCAAUGUAUAAAAGACGGCGAAACCAAUUUUAGAUUUUGAAAAUUUAUUAUCAUUAUUAUGAAAGAAUAAAUUUUGUGUUUUUUGUCAUAGAA
This is a messenger RNA of Nilaparvata lugens (brown planthopper), 4972 nucleotides long. RefSeq names its product POU domain protein CF1A (gene vvl). The transcript has a single exon. Gene Ontology annotation, cellular component: nucleus. Gene Ontology annotation, biological process: regulation of transcription by RNA polymerase II; brain development. Lineage: Eukaryota; Metazoa; Arthropoda; Insecta; Hemiptera; Delphacidae. The coding region runs from base 200 to 1540 and encodes 446 amino acids. Gene Ontology annotation, molecular function: DNA-binding transcription factor activity, RNA polymerase II-specific; RNA polymerase II cis-regulatory region sequence-specific DNA binding. The record is from RefSeq and is a predicted model, not a curated record.